Molecule: messenger RNA, 5200 nt
Organism: Trichomycterus rosablanca
Lineage: Eukaryota; Metazoa; Chordata; Actinopteri; Siluriformes; Trichomycteridae
Gene: jag2b
Product: jagged canonical Notch ligand 2b
Exons: 25
Coding region: 70-3813 (1247 amino acids)
Biological process (GO): heterophilic cell-cell adhesion; Notch signaling pathway; cell communication
Cellular component (GO): protein-containing complex; plasma membrane
Molecular function (GO): Notch binding; calcium ion binding
Source: RefSeq, a predicted model, not a curated record
UGUCGCCGGUAAUCGGCCGCCGUGUUCCAUCUUUGGUUUCUGUCCGCUCGGUGCUUAUUAAUCAGAGGCAUGUGGAAUUGCGCGAGGAUAAGCGACUGUCUGCGCGUGGCGUGUCUGCUGCUGCUGCUGCUGUUCACGACGUGGACCGAGGUGGUCCGUGCUUCAGGCUAUUUCGAGCUGCAGAUGAUGAGUGUGGAGAAUGGGAACGGCGAGCUGUUGGACGGAGAAUGCUGCGACGGCGCGCGGAACUCGCGGGACCAGCGCUGCACGCGCGACGAGUGCGACACCUACUUUAAAGUGUGUUUAAAGGAGUACCAGAGCGAGGUGACCACCACCGGCACGUGCAACUUUGGGAGCGGAUCUACCGGCGUGCUGGGUGGGAAUAUUUUCUCGUUUAAGAACGCCAAUGGUAAAAUCAGUGAAGCGGGCAAGAUCAUCAUCCCUUUUCAAUUCGCCUGGCCGCGAUCCUACACACUCAUCGUGGAGGCCUGGGACUGGGACAACAGCACACAAAACAAUGAGGAGCUACUGAUUGAGCAGCAUGCCCACACGGGUAUGGUUAACCCUGGGGACCACUGGCAGGUCAUAGUGCACCCCGGUGCCACAGCUCGCUUCGAGUACCGCAUCCGCGUCAAAUGCGAUGAGAACUACUACGGCAGCAAGUGCAACAAGCAGUGCCGACCACGCGACGACUACUUCGGCCAUUACCGCUGUGACCCUUCUGGAAAUAUCGUCUGUCUGGAGGGAUGGAUGGGACACGACUGCCGAAAUGCGAUCUGUAAGCAGGGCUGUAAUCUGAUUCACGGAGGCUGCCUGGUGCCCGGCGAAUGCACGUGCAACUAUGGCUGGCAAGGGCAGUUCUGUGACGAGUGUUUGCCCUACCCCGGCUGUGUGCACGGGACCUGCGAGAACCCGUGGCAGUGCAACUGCGAGAAGAACUGGGGUGGAUUGCUGUGUGAUAAAGAUCUGAACUACUGUGGCACGCAUCACCCCUGUGUGAACGGAGGCACCUGUAAGAACUCUGAGCCAAACGAGUACAACUGCGCCUGUCCUGAAGGCUACUCCGGCAAGAACUGUGAGAUAGCUGAGCAUGCCUGCAUGUCCAACCCGUGCGCCAAUGGUGGCACCUGUCAUGAAGUUCCAUCUGGGUUCGAGUGCCAGUGUCCACCAGGCUGGGAAGGUCCCACCUGUGCUAAAGACAUGGACGAGUGUGCGUCCAGUCCCUGUGGCGAGGGAGGAACAUGCAUCGACCUGGAUAAUAGCUUCGAGUGUCUCUGUCCUCCACAGUGGACAGGAAAGACCUGCAAGAUUGAUGUGAAUGAAUGUUUGGGGAAGCCUUGCGUAAAUGCUUACUCUUGCAAAAACUUGAUUCGUGGAUAUCACUGUGACUGCUUUCAAGGAUGGGCUGGACAGAACUGUGACAUCAACAUGAAUGGCUGCCAUGGACAGUGCCAGAACGGAGGGACCUGCAAGGAGGGAGCACGGGGAGGCUACCACUGCCAGUGUCCACCAGGCUUUGUAGGCACCCACUGUGAGAUCCAGAGGAACAAAUGUGCCAGCGGCCCCUGUCAGAACGGUGGUCGCUGCCAUGUGGUGCUCGACAGCUUUGUGUGCGAGUGCCUGCCUGGCUACGCCGGCCCACUGUGCGAGGUCCAAGGCCAAUGGAACUCAAACCCAUGCGAGCCCAACCCGUGUAAGAACGAAGCGACGUGCCACAGUCUGCUGGGGGAUUUCUACUGCGCCUGCCCUGAGGACUACGAGGGCAAAACCUGUGCAGACCGCAAGGACCUCUGCAGGACUGCCCCUUGCCAGGUGAUUGACAGCUGCACAAUCGAAGUGGCGAGUAACACCACAGACGGGGGCAUCAGACGUAUCUCGUCCAACGUUUGCGGCCCUCACGGACAGUGCGUCAGUCAGCCCAGUGGCAACUUCUCCUGUACAUGUGGUGCUGGCUUUACUGGCACUUACUGCCAUGAAAAUGUAAACGACUGUGCGAGUAACCCUUGUCACAAUGGCGGCACCUGCAUUGACGGCGUCAACUCUUUCCAGUGUAUUUGUCUUGAUGGCUGGGAGGGCAGUCUCUGUGACCUCAACGUGAACGAGUGCAGCAGGAAUCCAUGUAAGAACGGCGGGCGCUGUCAAGACCUAGUUAACGACUUCUACUGCGAGUGCGCCGACGGCUGGAUGGGCAAGACCUGCCACUCGCGCGAGAGCCAGUGCGACGCCAGCACCUGCGCCAACGGCGGCACUUGCUUCGACCACGGAGACGCCUUCCGCUGCGCCUGCACGUCCGACUGGGGCGGAAGCACCUGCAACACCGCGAAGAACAGCACGUGUGCCUCCAGUCCGUGUGUUAAUGGAGGAACAUGUGUGGGAGGAGGCGACACUUUUACCUGCAUUUGUAAAGACGGCUGGGAGGGACCCACCUGUGCCCAGAAUACCAAUGACUGCAACCCUCACCCUUGCUAUAACGGAGGAAUCUGCGUGGAUGGCGUGAACUGGUUCCGCUGCCAAUGUGCCCCGGGAUUCGCAGGCCCCGACUGCCGCAUCAACGUUGACGAAUGCCAAUCAUCACCCUGUGCCUACGGAGCCACAUGUGUAGACGAGAUCAAUGGAUUCCGCUGCAUCUGUCCGCUCGGGCGCUCUGGACCUCGAUGCCAGGAGUUUAUCGGCAUAGGGAAGACGUGUCAUUAUUCUGGACUGCAGUUUCCUCAUGGCAGCCGCUGGGAGGAAGACUGCAACACCUGCCAGUGUGUUAACGGCAAAGUGGAGUGCACCAAGGUAGUGUGUGGCAGGCGGCCAUGCCUUCUGCCAGGUGCCCCAGGGAGAGAGCAUCACGCCUGCCCAGGGGGGCGUGAAUGCCUGGAGCACAACUUCCUCACCUGCCUCUCUCCUCCAUGCCACCACUGGGGUUUCUGUUCAAGUCCUGAAGCCCCACCAGCACCUGACACCAAGUGUGAGCCCAACACAGGUUACCUGGAUAACAGCUGUGCCCGCAUUACCCUCAUUUUCAACAGGGACAAACUGCCCACGGGAACAACAGUGGAGAAUGUAUGUUCAGAGCUGAGGUAUCUGCCUGAUACAAGAAGCCUCGCCAAAGAUGAUGCCCUGUUGGUUCUGUGUGAGCUCUCCUACACCAAUCAGGAUGCAGUAGAGGUGGCCAUUUCCUUCCAGCAGGACGAACAGCCUGACCACAGUCGGAUCCAGGAGGCGGCGAGCACCAUCGUCAGCACGCUGUCCAAGCGGCACAACAGCACCAUCAUGCUGGCUGUCAUCGAAGUCAAAGUGGAGACACGGGUCGUGCCCCAGCCUGUGGAUUAUUUGGUUCCUGUGCUCUGUGUGGUGUUCUGUCUCCUCUGGGUCUUCUGCGUGAUCGUCUGCGUGUGGUGGACCCGCAAGCGUCGAAAAGAGCGCGAGAGGGCCGUACCCAUCGAGGAGAGCGUCAACAACCAGUGGGAGCCCCUGCGCCCGGUGUCGCGGCAGCAGCACAAGGACAACCGAGACGCCGAGUACGAACGCGCCAAGCUGAUGGGCAACUCCGAACGGGCGCGCAAAGGCAGCGUGGACGACCAGCUCGAGGAGGAGGAGGAAGAGGACGAGCUGGAGCUUUGUGAGGAAUGGUGCGGGACAGAGGGGAACAAGGUGCCCGUCCAAAAGUACUCAAAAGCCACGGUGCGAGUAAACAGCGAGCUAAUCUGCACCACACAGAGCAGCAAAGUGCCCCACCGGACAGAGCCCAGCUGCAAAGACAACCGCUGGAAAAAAAACAUGAACAACUCAGCUGGCCAAGACCCCAAAGAGCUGUGUGUAUAGACACUAUUGCACAGAGCUGGGCACAAAGAGAGGCUCUUUUGUUCUGGUGAAGAAAACAAAGGCUUUUGAGUUCGAGAGAGAGACAGAGAAUGUUUUUUUUCAUAUUUGUAUUUCCCAUCUUUCAAGUCGGGAAAUUGUUUUCCACUUUCCCUGAAACCUUUUAUUUUUAUUAUUUUUUUUGUACAGAUGAAGCAGAUUUGUUUUACUUUGUAAGAAAAGGCGGAGAGACGGCCACUUUGUGUUUUUUAAAACGUACUGCUGGAACAGAGCAGGGGAAAAUAGAGGAAAAUAUAUAAAAAAUGACUUUUCUGUUGUUGUUUACAAAUGACUUAUGGUUUCGUUUCUAAAAAUGCCAUUGUAUGUUGGCACUGACUUUUUUGGAUGGGGCUGCCAGUGAGGUGCACGCUGGCUAUGGGACAAAAGGAAGAACAACUUUUUGUACAUUUUCCCCCCAUUCAUCUCUUCACCUCUCUUCACUCCACGCCUGCCUUACUCAGCUCGUGGGUCGGUGCCUGCGAAGUGGCCUUGUUUUUUUUCUCGUGUCUGUUAUCUUGGAUGAACGCUCCUUUAAAAAAAACAGGAUUGCAGUAUUUUGAUUUGGUAGCAAGUGCCUUCUGACAAGCGCCUCUCGCUGCCGAGGUCGACCCUGAUAGAUCACUACAAAGGGAGUUCGCCUCCCAUUUCACCACCGAGGUAUUUGAUCAAAGAAAGACAAGAAAUCUGUAAAUAUGUGUAUAUAGUAAAGGAGUCGCUGUGUAUAUUUGAAUUUAGUAAAUUAAGACAAGUCACAAUUUUUAUUACUAUUCUAAUUAUGAUUAAAAUUAUUAUUAUUAUGAUUUCUUUUUUUUUUUUACAAUGCCAUUCCUUUUAUUUAUGCCAGUUGACACAGGCAGGUUUUAUACAAGUAUACAGCAUCCCACAGUCAGAACAGUAAUGUAAUCAAAAGUUCAAGCUUUUUUAUGUUGUUGGUUUUGUUUUCACUUUACAGGGCAAGAAAUUCUAUAAGAUUGUGUGGUAUAUUGUGGCGUGUGUGUUUGCCUCCUUAAAAAAAGUCCCUCUUUCCUUUUUGGUCCAUCCUUAUUGUUCAAGAAUGUUCUGGAAACCUGUGUGUUGAGGCCUAUGUGCCCUGUUCAGUUCAAACGCUGGUCUAAUGAGAUGUGAAACUUUGUUUUUGCUUUUUUCCCGCGUUUUGGUUUGAGGCUUCAUGAAGGGAACAAUUUUGUUGUAAAAGCAGUUUGUGUUCGAGGUACCAACUCCAGACAAAAUGGAUUACCUCAGAAGUGGCUCACUGAUUUUGUUUUUUUUUCCCCAUGUUACUCUCAUGGAUGGCCUCUUGCUUCCAUAUAUGGGAGAAUUCAAAAUAAAAGAAUUAAGAUGUUCUGCUGAA